Messenger RNA from Sesamum indicum (sesame), 462 nucleotides. RefSeq lists its product as uncharacterized. The record is from RefSeq and is a predicted model, not a curated record. NCBI's taxonomy places the organism in Eukaryota, Viridiplantae, Streptophyta, Magnoliopsida, Lamiales, Pedaliaceae.
AUGGCGGAGAUGCGGGGUAACCCAUUACCGGAGAAAUUGCAACUUUGUGGUUCUGACCAUCCUGGGAUGGUUUUGGUUAGUGCACCCCUGACCGGCAACAACUACCUCAACUGGAGUUUCGGGAUCAAGAGAGCUCUACGUGCCAAGAUGAAGCUGGGAUUUAUCAAUGGCACUUCCAUCAAACCAAAUAUUGAUGACUCGUUUUCUGAACAGUGGAUUAGAGUGGACAGCAUGGUGACCACAUGGAUCCUCAAGUCCAUCUCCAAAGACAUUGUGGAGGCUUUUAUGUACACAAAAUCCUUCAGGAGUUUAUGGUUAGAUCUUGAGCAGCGAUACGGCGAAUGUAAUGGGCCACAGUUGUACCAACUACAGCGGCAGAUAUGCUCUAUGACACAAGGUUCCUCCUCCCUAUCUACAUAUUUCACCAACAUGAAACACCUGUGGAUGAAAUGGGAGAGCUGA